Molecule: messenger RNA, 1278 nt
Organism: Gracilinanus agilis (Agile Gracile Mouse Opossum)
Lineage: Eukaryota; Metazoa; Chordata; Mammalia; Didelphimorphia; Didelphidae
Gene: MRGPRD
Product: MAS related GPR family member D
Exons: 3
Coding region: 1-1278 (425 amino acids)
Biological process (GO): G protein-coupled receptor signaling pathway
Cellular component (GO): membrane
Molecular function (GO): G protein-coupled receptor activity
Source: RefSeq, a predicted model, not a curated record
AUGGCCCUGAACGCCCAGCCUGGGGCGACCCCCGUGACCCAUCUGGCUCUGAAGCCCUCUAGGGCAGGGGCAAAUAAUCCUGCCUCCCCUCUCAGGCUGGUCGUCAGCAGGGCCCUGGGGAGUCAUAGGAGGAGGCCUGAUAACGGACUUCCCUUCUUCCUCACCGACCCGAGACGGGCCGUCCUUCCCAGGCUGGACCGGGGGAGCAGGCACUGCCAGAGCCCAGAAGGUGGGGGGCACCCCGGGAUCUCCAAGCACCCAGAGGACCUCCUGCUGAGGAUCAUGGAAGGUGCAGGGGCAGAGACAUCCUCCGGCAGCACCGUGAUCCCAGAGGCCGCCAUGAGGACCACCGCCGGAGCUACUAACUCCAGCAGGGACCAGGAGACUCCCCACCAAAGCCUGGUCAUUCUGGCCCUGGCCAUCUGCCUGUGCGGGCUGCUGGGGAAUGGGGUCAUCAUGUGGUUCCUCUGCUUCUGCAUGAAGUGCACCCCCUUCUCCAUCUACUCCCACAACCUGGCCAUUGCCGACUUUCUCCUCCUCUUCAGUACGAUGCUCCUCUUUAUUCUCGAGAGGCCCGAGUUGGCUCUCUGGCCCCAGAGUGUUGCUAAAGUGUUUGAGAGCAUCAGAUAUUUUGCUUACGUGCUCGGGCUGAGCCUCCUGACGGCCAUCAGCGUCCAGCGCUGUGUGUCCGUGGUCUUCCCCGCGUGGUAUCGGCGUCACCAACCAAAGCGCUUGUCUGCCCUUGUGUGUGCUGGGCUCUGGGCUCUGGCCACCCUAGAGACAACGGCGGCCGCUUAUUUCUGUAUCCUGCCAACAAAGGAGGAUUUGUGUCCCGGGGUAGCCUGGGCCUCCGUGCUCUUGACUUUGGGGGGCUUCACUCCAGUGAUGUGUGUGUCCAGCGUGACUCUGUUUAUCAAAGUCCAGAGGAGCCUGCCGCCCCGCAAGCCGGCCACCCCCUACAGCAUCCCUCUGGUCACUGUCCUGGUGUACUUGGUCUGUGCCCUGCCCCUCGCCCUCUACUGGUUCUUCUUUAAAUGGUACCUGUGGGACGAGAGGCGGAAACAAGUUUUCUACAAUGUGGCCAGAUUCUUCUCUUGUGUCAAUAGCACAGUCAAUCCUUUCCUCUACUUCCUGGUUGGAAAUAAGGAAGCAGAAACUCUGCCAACCCCUUUGGGGACCACUUCAAAGGGUCCUGGAGAGAGAGAAAAGACCCCCAGGGUGGGGGGAGAAAGUGGGGCUAAAGGGACCAUUGGCCAGCUCUCCGGAGGAGCUGCCUAG